Molecule: messenger RNA, 3627 nt
Organism: Syzygium oleosum
Lineage: Eukaryota; Viridiplantae; Streptophyta; Magnoliopsida; Myrtales; Myrtaceae
Product: disease resistance protein L6-like
Exons: 6
Coding region: 1-3627 (1208 amino acids)
Biological process (GO): defense response; signal transduction
Molecular function (GO): ADP binding
Source: RefSeq, a predicted model, not a curated record
AUGUCAUCGAGUUUAUCGACAAACUCUGGGUAUAUUAAGCAAACAUCUUGGCCUGCUGCGGAAUUUCCUUCGUAUUUGUCGGCCUCUGUUUUUAUAUUUGACGAACCAAACCGAAACCUGACCCUAGUACGAGGGGAAACCAAGUCCUUAUGGCAAACUCGGAGGCCAGAACAAGCAGAUACAACCCACAAGGAAUUCAGUAUCAGGCGUUUCAGAGGGCCCGACACUCGUCGCGGAUUUACCAACACCCUCUGUCAUGGCAUGAACGAUGCCGGGAUCCGUGUUUUCAUGGAUGAUGAAGAGCUUCGACCUGGAGAAAGAAUCAGUGAAGAACUUCUGCAAGCAAUCGACAACUCAAAGAUCUACAUGCCUAUCUUCUCCAAGAACUACGCUUCGAGUCAUUGGUGCCUCCGUGAGCUUGCGAAGAUGGUGGAGAACACCUCUGAACCUAAAAAAGAUGGAAAUAAGAAGGUGAUAAUUCCCAUCUUCUACGAUGUGAAACCCGAUGACGUGAAGCUGAAAACGGCCUUGUACAGCGAGGCCAUAUUGAAUUUGGAGCAACAGAAGAAGAGCAAGUUCAGCCCAGAGGAAGUAGAGAAGUGGAGACGGGCUCUCAGGGAAGUCGAUGACACCAAGGGAUGGGAGCUGCAGAACUAUCAAGGACAUGGGGAACUUGUCAAGUUGGUUGUUGACGAGGUUAUGUAUAAGCUUAAGUCGAGACAAAGAAAAGUGACUGAUGAUUUGGUUGGGAUCAAUGAUCGCUUAUCGGCCAUAAACACUUUAUUAGACAUCAACUCCGGUGGCGUGCGGCUUGUUGGAAUUUAUGGCAUGGGUGGUAUUGGGAAAACCACUCUUGCCAAGAUGAUCUUCAACCAUCUUGUUACUUUGGAAAGUACAGCAGUUUCCUUGAUGACAGUGGCUUGCAACAUCGACAGAACUGAUUAUGGAAUGAACACGAUUGGAGAAAUACUUGGCAAUAAAAAGGUGCUCAUUGUUCUCGAUGACGUCGACGAGAGCGAGCAAAUCGAGGAUCUAAUUGGGAAGAAUUCUCUGUAUCCUGGAACUAGGAUACUUGUUACCACUAGGAAAAGAAGGGUUUUGAAAAUUAAAGGAUUUAAGUAUGAAAUCCUAUCUUAUGAAAUGGAGGCAUUGAAUGAUGAUGACGCACUUCAGCUUUUCUCUAGGCAUGCAUUUGGCAGAGACUCUCCUCUAAAUCCUUACUACAGUCUUUCAAAAGACAUCGUCUCUACCAUGGGAGGGUUGCCUCUAGCUCUUCAAGUAAUAGGUGCAUUGCUUUCUCAUCACGAAGAGAGAAAAUACUGGGAAGAAACAUUGGACAAAUUAAGGAGAACGCCUCAUAGGGAUGUCUUGGGAAAGUUGAGGAUCAGUUAUGAUGCCAUAGAUAGUGAUGAACAACAGAUAUUUCUUGAUAUUGCAUGCUUUCUCAUCAAUGAGGAGAAGAUUAACCCAAUUUACGUGUGGAAAGAUUGUGACUUUAGCCCCCGACAUAGUAUUGAUGUCCUCAUCAACAUGUCCAUGAUAAAGCUUUUAGAUGGUAGUAAGUUUUGGAUGCAUGAUCAAUUUAGAGAUCUUGGAAGGGCGAUUGUUCGUCAAGAAAAUCUAAAGCACCCAAUCAAGCGAAGUAGGGUUUGGAAUGAUGAUGAUGCCCUUAACAUAUUGAGAUCAACAGAGAGUAAGGAAAAUGUUCAAGCACUCAAACUGCAAGGAGAAAUUUGGGAAGAUGCUCGUGUUAUCGUUACUCCUGAUGAGCUUAGACGCUUUCAACAUCUGUGGUUCCUUUGGUUAAAAGAUGUAUCCUGCAAGGGGGACUUUACAGGUUGUCUUUCAGAAUUGAAAUGGAUUCGUUGGCGUUACUUGGAUUAUCCUUCUUGGCUAACUCCUCAAGUUUUUAAAGCAACCAAUUUGUGUCUAGAGAAUCUAGUUGUGGCAGAGCUUUCAGGAGAUCAAAUCACAGAUGGUUUGGUGGAAAGCCUAAUCAAGGAGGGAAAGAAAUUGAAAGUUCUCACUCUUGAACAUAGUUUGGGCAUAACUAGAACACCUAGUUUUCCUGAAUGCUCAACUUUAGAAAGAUUGACUCUUCAACAUUGUGCUCAUUUGGUAAAAAUUGAUCGCUCCAUUGGGAAUCUAAGGUGCCUCAUUCACUUGAAUAUUAACUCGUGCAAGAAACUUCAAGAUUUGCCUGAGAAAAUUGGAGAUCUACUAAAUCUUCAAUACUUCUCUGUAAGGGACUGUUCCAGCUUGAGUGAAUUUCCUGACUCUGUUUCGCAAUUAACAUUGUUGAUGAAGCUGGAUGUAUCGUCCACGAUGAUUACGAGAUUACCUGAUUCUAUUGGUAGACUAACACGUUUGGUAACUCUCAAGAUCUCAUCCACGCCGAUUGCCGGACUUCCAAACUCCAUCAAUGAUUUACAGAGUCUUUUGUCUUUCCAUGUAAGUCACAAUGUGAUUGAGGAACGCCCCACCUUCAUGGAAAACUUACAAUUUUUACGAGUAUUCAAAUUGUUAGGUGGGGGUCAUUUUGCAGCACGAUGGGAGUUACCUAGCAUCAUUGGAAGGUUAAGGAAUCUAGAAGAGUUAUACGCGGAUUAUUUUCCAGAGCUAGAGGGUGAAGUUCCUCCUGAAAUUGGAGAAUUGUCCUUGCUAAGAAUCUUAAGCUUAAAGCAUACUCGGAUUGUUAGGGUGCCCGGGACUAUCAGCAAGCUUCGUCGCCUCCAAACACUGGACUUAGAAGGUUGUGAUGAGAUUCAAGAGUUGCCGGGGCUUCCCGACAGUUUAAUCAUUGUGCGUCUGAAAUCCAAGUCUCUGCAGAUAGUCCCUAACAUCUCAAACCUUACCAAUUUAGUUGAAUUGCUCCUAUAUGAUGGCUCUGAAAAUGGGAACCCUUCAAAUAUAGUUCAAACUUGUGACGUACAGUGGAUCGGGAAGCUAUCCAAACUGAAAAAGUUGGAAUUGUGCAUUUUAAAUGUCCCCUCACUGCCUACAAAGCUGAGUUCUCUUCCUUUGCUCAGCCAGCUUACUUUAACUGGACUGGACCUGCAAAUCGUCAGGAAACUUCCAUCUUCUCUGCUGGAGUUGGAACUGAAAAAUGUCAAUUCAAUAGAUUCACUGUCGUCGAACUUGAAAAAUUUGAUAGAAUUGAGGCUCUUUGCCACUCGAGUGAAUGAAAUGCAUCUCGAUGGCCUUCCGCAGUUGGAAAGGUUGACCGUGUCGGAGUGCGAACUCCUUGAGAGAUUGUGCACUGUGUCAACCAUAGCGAAACUGAAAGAAGCCGAGGUAUCUUCUUGUGCAGGGCUAGUUGAAAUUCGAUUUCUCAGUGCAUUGGAAUCUUUGGAGAAGCUUUCAGUCGAAAAGUGCUAUUCUAUGAGAAGGCUAGGCGGUUUAUCAAACUUGAAAAACCUGAAGGAUUUAAAAAUCCAGGAAAUCCCCGAGCUACAAGUCAUCGAGGGCCUUGAUGAAUGGAGACGACGUGCCACAAGCUGGAGACAUACAAGGUCCGACACCUCAGGAGAAAUGAGUUUUGUCCCCCCAACCGGAUUGUUCGGAGAGACUCACGACAUGUUUCUCAAGCAUAUUAGACGGUAUCUGCAAGCUUUUCUAGUUUGUUAA